CCCUGGCUCGGAGGUGCUAUAGCCAAAUAACUGUAAAGUAGAAGCUCAGAGCUAUUCAGUUAUUCGUUUUGGGAUUGGGAUUUCACUUAAAUUGAUACAAACAAGCUUUUAAGAUUUAUUAGGCCAUUCUUUUAAUUUAGGUUGCGGAAAUGGGGAUUUCGAAUGCUACUAAAUCGGGCAAAGAUUUGCGUGUCAGUUGUUACAGAGGAGGAGGCGGUUGCUAGUGCCUGCAAACACCUUCUUCUUACUUGUUUUUAAAACUGCUCGAGCAAGUAGGAGACACUAAUUAUCAUGUUGUCUCCUGCUUGUGCACAUAACAAUGGCGGUGCAACAGUUAGGAGGAGGAGGAGGAGGAGCAGCAGCAGCGGGGAACAAGAGCGGAGAAGGGGGGAGUGUUAAGAGAGGCGCUGCCUCUAUUAAGAGGAAGAGGAGAAAUGAGCAGGCCGUUGGUCCUGCUCACACAAACAAGAGCAAUUCCCUGUUUGCAGAGAAAGCAAGGGCCUGCACAGAAUGUGGCAAGGAGUUCUCCUCUUGGAAGGCUCUGUUUGGGCAUAUGAGAUGCCAUCCUGAGAGAGAAUGGAGGGGUAUUCAUCCCCCACAAGCUGUUCGCCAAGAACGACAGAGAAAACUGAUGUCAAUGAUGAAUGAUAGAACUGACUUUGCUGGUUCCUCUCAUGGCCACCACAUCAGAUUUCAUGACACAGAGAAUGUCCAUGGAAUUUGUCAUCAACAACAACAAGAGCACACGGUCCUUAGAAACAAGGUAAAUCUGGCUCGACUAGUAAUGACAGAGGCACAGUCUGAAUCAAGAGGAUCAGAGGAAAAAGUAACCUCCCACAACCUACUUUGUGAUGAUAGUGAUACCGAAAGCAUUGAAGCAGCUUACAUAAACAAAAACAGUAAUAGAGAACAAUUCCAACAUCCACUAAAUAAACAGAUAGUAAAUUUGUUGGACACUAUGGAGGAUAAAGCUAAGCAAGAGCAGGUGAAAGUGGAGGAGGUCAAUGCAGAUUACACUCUAAAUGACAUCAAAGAGCAACAGGAUAUGGCCCAUUGCCUUGUCAUGCUUUCUUCUGCAAGGAGACCCUCAUUGACACUGGAAGAUGAAUCCACUUCCUCUGAUAACAGAGAUAGCAUUGCCAUGGGCAUCUCCAAAUCUGUAGAAUCAGAUAUGGGAAAGUUCCCAUGGGAAGUUCCUGUGUUGAGAAGGGAGUCAUAUAGCAAUCAAUUUCCAGAAACUAUGCUAAUUGAAGCUGCUACACCUAUAAAGCAAGGCACAUUUGAAUGUGGGACUUGCAAUAAGGUGUUCAGGUCUCACCAGGCUUUAGGAGGGCACAGAGCUAGCCAUAAGAAGGUUAAAGGCUGCUUUGCAAGGACCAAUGAUGUACCAACUCAAGAAAGCCUUAAUGAAGAUGUUAUUACUACAGAAUACUCCACCAAAUCAGAUGAGAACAACUACAAUACCAAGAGGGACAUAGUUAACAUGAUCAAAACAACACCAGAGAAGUUAGAGGAAAGCAACAUUGCUUACAAACAGUAUCAGUUUGGUGCUGGCAAACCAGAGAAUCCAAUCAUGGAAGAGGAGUGUCAGUGGACUAAUUUGGUUACCAAGAAAAGCAAAGCAAGUGGGGGUCACCAAUGUUCCAUCUGCUCCAGAGUAUUCUCCACAGGGCAAGCAUUAGGUGGGCACAAAAGAUGCCACUGGGGCACUACAGGGGAUAGCAACACUAUUAAGGGGGUGGAUCAAUCAUUUGCAACAACUCCUAGUCCUACACUCAUUACCAACAUGAACAUAACAGCACCCCACUGGACAACCCCAUCCACCAUCAUUUAUCAGCCUUUAAUGCACUCCAAAAUGAAGGGUGACUUGUUAGACCUGAACUUGCCAGCUCCUAUGGAGGAUGAGGAAAUGCUGGAACAAGCAGCACAUAACAAUCAAAACUAUAAUACCAUAACCCAACCACUUGAGCUUGGUAUGGGUAGCAGCAGUAGUAUUAUUCCAUUUGACAUGAAAGUUGCUGGGGAACUCUUAACCCUGGUCUCUGGCAUAGACAAGACAACAACCAGCAAUGUAGAACAGAAGAAUAAGGAUCAAACUGAAGAAGUUACAGGGGAUCUCAGCAGAACCCAACAUUCCAUUAACAGACACAAUUUUGGUAGGCGUAUUCAGUGCAAAUUCUGUAGCAAAAUCUUGUUGAGUAUGGAGGAUUGGGAUGAUCACAAGAGAACACACAAUCUCUCUCCUGUUCUAUCCCAAUUCUGCAUAAGAGAGCCUACAUUCUGAUAUUCCCUUGUUCUCUUUGUUCAUCCAUACAGCAUGAGAUUCAUGCUCAAUUUAAAACAAGGAGAAAACAAGCAUAUAGAUAUUUAUAUAAAUAUAGUAUUUGUUUUGUAUGUUAUAUAUAUUUUAAAAAUUAUGAAGAACUUUAUAUAGAAUAGUGGGUUAACCACAAAGGGAACCCCAAGUCAAAAGGUACGUUAUAUUUAUGCCUAAUUGGUAUUGUUCACACUUGGACAUGUUUAUUAAUUGUCACCACCAUCGGAGGACUCUAUCUGCA
Messenger RNA from Cryptomeria japonica (Japanese cedar), 2558 nucleotides. RefSeq lists its product as uncharacterized. NCBI's taxonomy places the organism in Eukaryota, Viridiplantae, Streptophyta, Pinopsida, Cupressales, Cupressaceae. The record is from RefSeq and is a predicted model, not a curated record. The coding region runs from base 320 to 2284 and encodes 654 amino acids. The transcript has 2 exons.